UAAAUCGAUUCGCUUUCGCAAAAUCGAUCCCGCCUUCUCUGAACCGUCUGCUCUUCAGAAGCUUCAGGAAGAAGACGAUCGUCUUUCACCGGAACGCCUCGGAUGUAAGCGCAACCGCCGUCUCCUCCCGUUCGAAGGAGCUCGAGGCCGCCCCUCUCCAAUGGACGACGUGGACAGAUUGUUCAAGUGCUUCAAGUGCGGCAUCUCCCCUCCCGAAUCGGCCUUGAGAGAGAGGAAGAGAUCUAAAAGGAAAUGGCAGGAGGGAAGCUCCGUGCACGAAGGCUCUGCAUCGAGCGUCCUCAGUCCAGGAUCGUCAGGACUGAGGCGCAACGAGGCAACCGACGUACAGCUUUGCACUGAGAAACUUGGUUCGACAACAAUUAGAGCACGCAAGUUCAGCCAAAAGAGAGGGGUGCAUAUUUCUCCAGUGGUGUUCUACGGGUCUCCUAAUGGCGUGCCUCCAAAAAGACCAUCUAGUUUGCUGCGAUUGCUGAAUGAAAUCCGGGUUGAUCUUGCAGCACAAAAUUCAUCAAAGCUAAGGAAGGAAAUAUGGACAACGUUCCCAAGGCAAGAUGAAGCAAUGAAGUUUGCUAAGGCUCAUCCUGAGGUUCGUGUGUUCAGUUACCAAGACCAUUGUAAUGGCCAGAGAAGAUUUCUUGUGUCUUCAUACCAGGAGUUCUGGAAGAGGUACAACAAUAUGGAUCCAAAGUUACGCCACCAUUAUGAAGUAAUUCAGGAGGGCCUGCCUUGUCACUUAUACUUUGAUUUGGAGUUCAAUAAGAGGGAAAAUGUCGAUAAAAAUGGAGAAGAGAUGGUUGAUCUUCUGAUAUUAGUUGUUUUGGAAGUGUUGCUUGACAAGUACUCAAUCCAAGGAAAUGAGGAAUGGGUAGUUGAGCUCGAUUCUUCAACUGAAGAAAAAUUUUCCCGCCAUUUGAUUCUGAGGAUACCAAAGACUGCUUUUAAGGACAACUCUCAUGUGGGGGCAUUUGUUUCAGAGGUAUGCUCACGGAUUUCUAGUGCAAGGGAGACAGACAAAAGAUAUGAGAAGUUGUUUGUCAAGAAAGAUUCCAGCACAUCAACAUGUCAAAUUUUUGUGGACACUGCUGUUUAUUCGAGGAAUAGAUGCUUUCGUUUGGCUUUAUCAUCCAAGGCAGGCAAGAGUUCCGUACUUCUGCCAACUGGGCGUUUCAAAUGCAAGGACAUGUGUGAGGAAGAUGUGUUCAUGGCUUCUUUGAUCUGCAAUAUGGAUGUUAAUUGUGAGAAGCUCUUAGUCUGCAAAAUGGAGUUAGAUUGUGCAAAGACACUUCAGUUCGAGACUGAGGUGAAUGCUGACAUUGGAAGAUACAAUCUUGCUUUGCAAGAGCGUAAUUUCAACUCUUUACCUAGUGAUAAUUCGGCAAAUUACUUCAUUGACAAGUCACCUUUCCCGAUGUUGGACAAAUUCAUUGAAUCUGUGGCCUCAAUUGGAACUGUAUCAGGUAAAAUUCGAAGCUGGUACUGGUUCUCAGAGCAUGGACUCAUGGUUUACAACAUGUUGAGGAACAGGUUCUGUGAGAGGAUAGGCAGAGAGCAUAAAAGCAAUCACGUUAUCUACGUUGUUGAUCUGAAUUGGGCUGCAUAUUACCAGAAAUGUCAUGAUCCUGAUUGCAAAGGUUACCGCUCUCCCUUGCGCCUGAUCCCGGAGGAUAGUGUGCCUGAUCUAUCAGCAUUCUUUGAUUCGGUGCAGAUGGCAAAUCCUCCUGAUGUAACGAAUAAUGUGCUUGACAAUGAUGAAAAUACAGCAAAUUGCUCCCCUAUGGAUGCUUGGUGGCUCGAAGCUAUAAGAGUCGCAAAUGCUGUAGAAAACCAACAGGUCAUGGAUUAUGACAACAAGGAGAACUACUGUGUGGAUGAAGACGAGGAUUGGUGGGUGGAUGUAGAAACGGUUAUACCUCAGGUUAAGCUUGAGGUUAACCAUUCCUGUGGCUCAUAGUUGCAAUUAUUCGGGAGGAAACCCAGUCCUGCUUGCAAGACUUGAACAAGGGUAGCACUUUAUGUAUCCUUUCAAUUCAAUCCCACGAAGGAAAGAGCGGAAGACUAAAAGUAAUUGCUGUAAAGAUGGGGUUACUAAGGAAAGUACUCUGAGCUCUGAUAUUUACUUUGACAAUAAUUUCCUUGGCAGAUAGCAUCUCAGAGGAGUUAUGCUAUUCAAAGUUGAAACAUCGGGCUGAGAAAUUAUUCCGACCACUCGCAGAUGGUUUUUAUGGAAAAGUCAUGGUAUUUAUAGGGCGUGAGCAAGGCUUGCUCACAAUUUCCGGUUCGCUUCACCUGAUGAUCAUUAAUCUGAGUGGAAGCUAUAUUUAAGCUCUUCAAUUUUCUGCAAUAUAUCGAGGCGUCUUGAUGUUUUUAUCAUAGUUCUUAUGGUAGUACAGAGCAAAGCUCUCUGAUUAAUGGUGCAUUUUUGCCCUUGUGUAUAGUUCAAAAUAAUUUCCUAAGCCAUGUGCUUUUUUCAUUCUCGGACUAUCUGAUGUCCAACUCUUGGAUCUUGAA
Molecule: messenger RNA, 2529 nt
Organism: Eucalyptus grandis
Lineage: Eukaryota; Viridiplantae; Streptophyta; Magnoliopsida; Myrtales; Myrtaceae
Product: DNA-directed primase/polymerase protein
Exons: 14
Coding region: 161-1972 (603 amino acids)
Biological process (GO): mitochondrial DNA replication; response to UV; error-prone translesion synthesis
Cellular component (GO): mitochondrial matrix; nucleus
Molecular function (GO): chromatin binding; DNA-directed DNA polymerase activity
Source: RefSeq, a predicted model, not a curated record